UCAAGCCCAGAGACCAGAGGACUGCAACAGAUUCAGCCUGCCUGGUGACCAAACAACAAUAGCUACAACUCUCUGGGCCACGACUUCAGCUCUACAAGCCUCUUUCCAGUAAUGGCGUCCCCACAGUGGCCUGCCUCAAUGCUGUUGGCUUCAUUGAUCCUUCUUUGCUGGACGAUGUCCUCUGCUUGGUCACAUUCCUCCACCGACCGCUUAGCCCUCUACAGAAUCAAGAGAGACCUUGAUUUCGAGACUAGAGAGAAAACAGAAAAAGUCCUGGAAACUGCAACAAACUCUCUAUCUCUACUUAAUGAUGUGAUGGGAAAGAUUGACACCAAUAACUUGAAAAGUAUGAUGAAGAACCUUGCCAACUUUGCCAGUUUGGCGCCUGGCGUCGGAGCUUUGAUCUCCUCCAUCGUCAACACAGUUUUGGUCUUCAUCCCGCAAGAAGACCCGGUGUUGACCAAGCUUGAGCAAGGGUUUAGUGAAGUGAACAGCAAACUGGACUCUCUCUCCACCCAGAUCUCUGACCUAGCAACAGACGUUGAAUUCUUCAACUACGUCAGUGUCUACUCUCAAAACGAAGUCCGCAUCCUCAACGCCUGGAGUAAGUUUGUAGAGUUAAAUAGGCAUGGGUUCAAAAACUUCCAGGCCUCGGCCCAGACCUUUAAAGAUUACUAUAAGGACACGCAAACCGAGGCCAGUGUGGAUGCCCUUUACCUUUACCUGACAGGCAGAACCAUGAUACUCGGCAAAAACCUUAACGACCUGCUGAGGAAUAAGUUUAAAUGCGACUUAAAUGAGAUCAACAAAUACAACUUUUAUCUCAGUGGUUUGCUGUGGAAGGGGUUAGUACUCAAAGAGGUUUAUGGGAAACUGAUUGACAGCACAUCAGACAAAGAAGCUAAACAUGCCCAGAUGUUGAAGAGCCUCUACGAAGUCCAGCGGGCAGCUGUGGAGUACUGCAUAGACAACAGCGAGGAGCAAAUGAAGACGGACGUUAAGGACAUCGGCACAGCACACAUUUCUGAAGAAAAGACGGCCGUAGCUGAGAAAGUGAAAAAUGCUCUUGAUAAGAAGUACAGUUGGUACAACUGGGUGGUGCUGGUGUAUGACAAAAAGCAAGAAGAAGAUAAAUAUAUAUAUGUAUAUGAUAUGACUAAGAUCCCCAUAUCAGACAAGAUCAUCGUGGCUGUUACCUACACUCUGAAAGCAGACUCAGACAAAGACACUGGAGAAAACGUUAAAAAUAUAGUCAAAACAUGCUUUAGGCAAAAACCACAAUGUGAUCCCAGAUGCUAUUUUUUUCCUUGGGAAUCAUAUGGUGGAGCUAGCGAAAAUAUACAUGUUACAGAUUACGCCAAAUUAACACAUGCGGCCUACAGCUAUGAAUUUGCAGAGCUCCCACCACCAGUUGAUCGAACAGAGUGUUUAAUGGAUGAUUAUCGAUACAAGAUUUCCGUGCACGUCUCCACGAAGACGCCUGUCUGCAAACAUAACCCAUGUCAGAACAAUGGCCAGUGCAAGCAGCUGCUGAAAUCCAACGAAUGGCUGUGUGUUUGUCAAGACGGUUACUUUGGAGACAUGUGUGAAACGAAAGUGAACACAACAAUGACCCUGACAGUCUAGACGAGUCUAUCCAUCAGCACCACAAAAGCCAGACUGAAAAAGAAAAAAAAAAAGAAAAAAGAAAAAAAAAAUCAAGCUCUACUCGUUUCAGAUCUGAAAAAAUUCACACGUGUUUCUGUCCAUCCUUCCACUGUGAGAAAACACCUCAACAUUAUGAGCCUGAAAAGAUGUGCAGCUGACAAAAGAACAUUACUAAGGAAAGGAAACUGACAAAUAAAUAGUUUGACUGAAAUGAAAAUCUUUGUAUUUAAACUGGACCACAUGAUCAACAGAUGUAGUGGCUGAUAUCUGAUAUCAGAUUUUUGCGAAAUACUGACAGAAGACAACAUCGGUGACCUAAUACCAAUAGAAAAUCCAAAACUCAAGUGACUGAACAGCUCAGAACGGCACUGUGAAGAAUGAAAUGAUGAAGAUGGAAGCAGCUGCUCAUUUGCAGUCCAAGCAAACACAAAAAUCCAGCAGGAGUUAUACAACCAUUAGAUGGCACCAAAGUUAAAAAGAAGUUUUACAUAUAGCGCCUUUGGCACAUGUGUCAGCCUCCAGUCCUUGCAGGCCAAAACCCCUUAGACUUCAGCUCACUGCCUCAUUAAACACACCUGAUUCGGCUCAUCAGCUAAUAGCAAGGCUUUCAUUAACUGAAUUGAGAGCUGUAAAACUGUAAAAAGUAUUCAAUCAUCCAGUCAAUCAAUCAAAUCAUGCCAGUCAAUCAUGUAUAUUUAGCGUGAUACAGCUUUUCCAGCCUUUUGCGAGUUAAAGCCCUAAAACGCAAAGAAGAAAUCAUAUAUACAGAGGAUCCAGAAACUUGGCCACCUUCUCCUUUUUGGAAAUCAUGGACACUGUAAACAACCCCACUAUAACUGGGGUUUUAGUUUGCCGGAUGCAUUUACUGACUUUUACACUGGCAAAGUGUAAACACUGGUAAAGCUCUGUGUUACAGGGGGAGCUUUAUCUUGUUCCUCACUCAGAACCAUACAGUGAUGAGAAGGUUAAAUAUGGUUAAAGUUAAAUAAAGUUGAUGUGACUUGUUUUAAUAAAGCAGCACCACGUUUUACA
Molecule: messenger RNA, 2679 nt
Organism: Pygocentrus nattereri (red-bellied piranha)
Lineage: Eukaryota; Metazoa; Chordata; Actinopteri; Characiformes; Serrasalmidae
Product: SE-cephalotoxin-like
Exons: 2
Coding region: 112-1626 (504 amino acids)
Source: RefSeq, a predicted model, not a curated record